Nelumbo nucifera (sacred lotus) is the source of this 3299-nucleotide messenger RNA. It is a transcript of the gene NPR3, whose product is annotated as NPR1-like protein 3. Gene Ontology annotation, cellular component: nucleus. Lineage: Eukaryota; Viridiplantae; Streptophyta; Magnoliopsida; Proteales; Nelumbonaceae. The record is from RefSeq and is a predicted model, not a curated record. Gene Ontology annotation, molecular function: protein binding. Gene Ontology annotation, biological process: systemic acquired resistance, salicylic acid mediated signaling pathway; regulation of salicylic acid mediated signaling pathway; defense response to bacterium.
ACCUUCUCGUCUCUUUCCCUCUCUCUAGCAUACGUCACAGCUUACACACGCUCUCUCUCUCUCUUCCUCUCUCUAAAACACGUAUGAACCCCGAAGAAAUUUCUAAAUGCGACGCGGAGACGUAAGAUUCUACUAUUCACGCUUUGUCUCGGAAUCUCGUUCCCCCCUUUCAGUUAUUCUUGACUUAUUUUUCUACCUGCUAAGCUAAUCCAACCUUUUCUUGCGUGAAAUUGGAGACUUAUUAAUCGAAUUUAGCUCCCUUUCUGAAUUUCUGUCAUUUUUGUCGUUUUCGAUGAUCUUUGUGGAUGGAUCGGAAGGAACUAAGUAAAUUCGUGUAGAUUUAAUGCGAAUUCCAAGGGAUGAAAAUGAGUGGUUCUCUUGAAAUCCGGAAGUUUGUUCAGUGGGGUUAUACCAUAUGUCUUUGAUCUUUGAGUGUUUGUGUGGGUCAGAAAAGGAGAUGGGGGGUUUGUCGUUUGGUUUUGAUUAGCUUUGUUGCAAGUUCCGCUGUAAAGUGAGGGAGUUUUUUGAAUUGGGCUGUGUUUUGGAUCAAAUCGGGGAUGUGUGGAAAUUUGGAGGUAGUUAAUGUGUUGGUAUCGAAUUUUUGUAUAUUUUGUUGAAGUGCAGUAGGAAUUCAAGCGAGAUCAGGGAAACCUCUGUGCGUAAAUUUGUUUAUUGUUCACGGGUCGUGAAAAUUUGUGAAGAAAGUAGAAGUCAUUUUGUUAUUGACCAUCUUAGCUGCUCGUGAGAUUUCUGUGGUAGAGCUGUUUAUGUUGAAUUCUGGUUCCUGAAAAUUUGAGGGUUUCUCUGUGGAUUAUUUUGUCCCUUCAUGUCGAUCGGAAGUAUUUCUUCGAUUAUUUGCACUGCUCGUCGCGGUUAUUGGAAAUUCAAAAGAGAUGGGAACUGGUCUUCCUCUUUUCGUUUGACUCUGCCAUCUAUUUAGAUGUAAUAUAGGAAGACUUCCCGCAGCUUACUCUGGGUCGCCAGCUUCAAAUUUUGCUUCAAUUUGUACCGAUUAUGUUGUAAAAAGGGUUCCUUUUCAGAGUUCUAGUUUUGGUUCGUUGCUUUAUCCUUCUAUUCCUUUUCCUCUACUGGCCACCCAGUUUUGGAACUUCUUAGUAUAGUUUUGUGUCGACAUCUGUUUACUUCUGCAAAUUCUUUCUUAGACUUUACUAUCUUCGUUUGUCUCUGUAAUUGCUUUUGUAUAGUCGGUGUUUGAAAGCUUUUAAUGCAUCUAUUUGCUCUAGAUCUAGAAUUUUUAGGAUCAUAAUUCACAACAGUCCAAUCAGAGGGAGAUUAUAGAGUAGAGACGAUGGCAAUGUCGUCGGAGCCAUCAUCUUCCUUGAGUUUUACUUCGUCUUCCCAUCUAUCAAAUGGUUCAAGCAGCUAUAACUUAUCUGCUCCGACCAGUCCUGAACCAGGAGUCAAUCUUGAUAUCAUCAGUUUGGGAAAGCUCAGCUCUAACAUGGAACAGCUCCUGAUUGAUACUGGACUUGACUACAGUGAUGCAGAGGUUAUAGUUGAGGGAAACACCGUGGGUGUACACCGAUGUAUUUUGGCCGCCAGGAGUAGAUUCUUCCAUGAGCUUUUCACAAAGACAAAGGGUUCUCCUCAGAAAGAAGGUAAACCACAAUAUAACAUGACUGAUUUGGUGCCUUAUGGUAAGGUUGGUUAUGAAGCCUUCACGAUUUUCUUGAGCUAUUUGUACACUGGAAAGCUGAAGCCAUCUCCAGCCGAGGUAUCAACGUGCGUUGAUUCUUCAUGUGCCCAUGAUGCCUGCCGACCUGCAAUAAAUUUUAUCGUGGAACUGAUGUACACUUCUGCCCAUUUUCAGAUAACAGAGCUGGUUUCACUUUUUCAGCGUCGUCUUCUCAUCUUUGUGGAAAAGGCUUUUGCGGAAGAUGUAAUCCCCAUCCUUAUGGUGGCUUUUCAUUGCCAAUUGAAUCAUCUCAUUGAUCAUUGUGUCCAAAGAAUAGCACGAUCAGAUCUUGAUAGCAUCUCUCUGGAAAAACUCCCUAAUGAAGUCAAAAUGGACAUCAAAUCUCUCCGUCUCAAAUCUCAUCUAGAUGAAGCUUCUGCUAUGGAUGUGGAUCCAGUACGUGAAAAGAACAUCAGAAGAAUCCACAAGGCUUUAGAUUCUGAUGAUGUUGAACUGGUGAAACUUCUUCUGAAUGAAUCAGGGGUCACCUUGGAUGAUGCCAAUGCUCUUCACUAUGCUGCUGCCUACUGUGAUCCCAAGGUUGUGGCAGAGGUGCUUGAUCUGGGUUUGGCUAAUGCCAACCUCAGGGAUGCCAGAGGUUACACAGUGCUACAUGUUGCUGCAAUGCGUAAGGAGCCAUCUAUAAUAGUUAGGCUGCUGAAUAAAGGAGCUUCUGCAUUGGAAUUGACGUCUGAUGGCCAGAGCGCAGUUAGAAUCUGUAGGAGGCUGACUAGGCCAAAGGAUUAUAAUGCAAAGACAAUACAGGGACAGGAAACAAACAAAGAUAGGAUAUGCAUUGACAUUCUGGAAAGAGAGAUGAGGAGGAAUCCAAUGGCAGGGGCCACAUCAAUAUCAUCACCAGCAACAUCUGAGGAUCUUCACAUGAAGCUCCUGUACCUGGAAAACAGAGUGGCAUUUGCACGAUUGUUGUUCCCCACUGAAGCCAGACUAGCCAUGGAGAGUGCACAUGCAGAUUCAACAUUUGAAUUCGCUGGUCUUUCUGCAUCAAAAGGCUCAUCUGGUAACUUGAGAGAGGUCGAUUUGAAUGAGACUCCUACAACGCAGAACAAAAGACUGCAUUCAAGAAUGGAAGCACUGCAAAAGACAGAGGUGGGUAGGCGAUACUUUCCUCACUGUUCAGAAGUGCUAGACAAAUUCAUGGAGGACGAUUUGCCUGAUCUGUUCUUUCUCGAGAAGGGAUCCUUGGAUGAACAGAGAAUAAAGCGGUCACGUUUUGUUGAACUUAAGAGAGAUGUCCAAAAGGCAUUUAACAAAGACAAGGCUGAAAUCAGUCGCUCUGGAUUGUCAUCCUCUUCAUCCUCCUAAAGUGUGCUAGUUAUAAAAUGCAAGAAUAUGUUUUUAGGUAAACAUGUACUUAAAAUACUCCUACAGAGAUAUGCACAAAUUUUUGCAGUGUUUCUUACCCUAAACUUGGCAUAAAAAGCCUACAAGUGUUGCAGCUCUUUUAUGUAAAGUUCACAGCAAGAGCAAAUUUGCCACUAUGUUGUUUCCUUUACGUUUUCCUUUUUACAUUUUAUGUUAUCUAACAUUGUAGAAGAUCACCCACCCUAAUGCUGAAGUUAUAUAUCCUUUUCUUAAUUUU